Molecule: messenger RNA, 1157 nt
Organism: Artibeus jamaicensis (Jamaican fruit-eating bat)
Lineage: Eukaryota; Metazoa; Chordata; Mammalia; Chiroptera; Phyllostomidae
Gene: TRIAP1
Product: TP53 regulated inhibitor of apoptosis 1
Exons: 2
Coding region: 40-270 (76 amino acids)
Source: RefSeq, a predicted model, not a curated record
UAAGAAUGAUGACAUCAGUGCGCCGCCACUGUCGCCGCCAUGAACAGCGUAGGGGAGGGAUGCACUGACAUGAAGCGCGAGUAUGAUCAGUGCUUUAACCGGUGGUUUGCCGAGAAGUUCCUCAAGGGGGACGCCUCCGGGGACCCGUGCACCGAGCUCUUCAAGCGCUACCAGCAGUGUGUUCAGAAAGCAAUAAAGGAGAAAGAGAUCCCCAUUGAAGGACUGGAGUUCAUGGGCCAUGGUAGAGAAAAGCCUGAAAGCUCUUCUUGACCUUGACAGUCACCUUGAAAAUGGACUGCUCAAAUCAGGAAAUUGAGCACUCUGGAUGGUGUUAAGACUGUGAAGAGAGCCAUCAAUUUAAUGAGGAGUUUGGUGUGUGUUUGGGGCGGGUGUUUCCCUCCUUCUAGAUGUUUUCUUCUCACUUGUAAAAGAUGAUGAACCAUCACUUUUUACUUUGGGACGAUUUCUCGCUUUCACGGGCAUCUUGCAGGAACUCGCACUAAAACUGAAUGACUUCUGGGGGUUAUGGUUACAAUACUUCAUCUGGGAUCAGCUUUAAAUAUACUUGUAUGUAAAUACUGAUAAACUUGUUGGGAUGAUCAUGGUCACCUGACCUUCUGAGUUAUGCUUCGAAGGACAGUAGGUAUACUGUAUGGGCGGGGCGGUCACAGAAAUAGUUGGUUAGGGCCUCUUUCCUCUCCAGGAGCUAAUUCUCUGAAAAGGGGUCUCAGGACAGCAGUUUCAGUCAAUGCUUGGGAGUUUUAUUUUUAUACAGUGAGUUAACUGUUAAGAUUGCUGGUGGACUGGAUUAGCCAGGAGGCCUUUUAACAAUUCCCAGCCUUACCAAGAGGUGUCAAGAUCAAGACAUGAAAGUUCCAAGAAUGUUACAGUGAGCACCACUCAGAGCUCACAGUACAGUUCAGUCAUUGAGGUCGCUGGAGGAAGAUCCUACGUUGCAAAGAUUUGCUGUUGCCAGCUUUUCGACCUAAGUCAAUGAAUUAAUUAAGUCAACCUGUGUAUCAUCAAAAUGCCAAAAUGCUGUAUCUGGUCAAACAGGAGGAGAAAGGAGUUUGCUUUAUUUGCCUUGUUUACCCACCCUGCCCUGUAAUGUCUGUAAUCAUGAAGAUGGAAUAAACUGUAACAUUUAGUUUCUAGCA